This is a messenger RNA of Paramacrobiotus metropolitanus, 1666 nucleotides long. Its product is annotated as splicing factor C9orf78-like. The record is from RefSeq and is a predicted model, not a curated record. Gene Ontology annotation, cellular component: spliceosomal complex. Bases 375 to 1364 code for a protein of 329 amino acids. The transcript has 10 exons. Gene Ontology annotation, biological process: mRNA splicing, via spliceosome. NCBI's taxonomy places the organism in Eukaryota, Metazoa, Tardigrada, Eutardigrada, Parachela, Macrobiotidae.
ACAAAUUAAAUUUUUAUGGCAGACGAAAAUGUAAACAAAACAUUUUUGGUAUAUUGCAAUCGUAAAAUACAAUAGUUUUAGUCGUAAGUGCGAACACAAGAAUUUUCCGAGAGCAUUUUUUGCCUUUCUAGUUUUUCUUCAAUAUCCUCUGUACAGACAACAGUGUGGGCUUUGUAUCCGUUCAGAAUCGCGUUGUAGUAUUUGUGGGGUUAAUCCAGUUCUGGUUUACCGUUUACUUUUCCAUUUUAAUUUCUUUGCGCAUGGAAUUAUUGUCACUGAAAUCGGAAUACUGACCGAGUACCGGAGUACGCGUGAUUUUUUAUUUGGAGUUGUCAAAAUCUGUCGCGGACUACUGGGAACUGCAAGCACUAAAGAUGUCGGAUGCCAGCACGGAUGCGGAUGCAGCUGUCUUUGCAGUCCGCAAACGUCGACCCAAUGCCGCAGCAAAGAGAAAAGUCACCAGCGAGGAGGCAGAGGCAGAUCUCGAAGAAGCAUCGGUGACCGCGAAUGUGCUGGAAGUUCUGGAGCAGCAGAAAUCGAGGAAGAGACCACAUGGAAUCAAUAUCGAAGACCUUGCUGGAACGGGAGCGGAACGAUUAGACAAUCAGUCCACUACGGAAGUGGAGCUUGCCAAGCUGAAGAUGCAAACUGGAGGAAUGGUCAGCUUGAAAACCGCUAGAGCCAUGGCUUCUCUACCGAAUUUGGAGUCAGGCGGACAGCACAUUGAUAUCGGUACGGAGUUUUCCGCUGAAACUCAAAGGCGAGACGAGGAUUACGACAUGAUGACCUUCAUUGAAGAGGAAAUUAUGAAGCGAAAAAUCCGUACUGGCGACCAUGAGGAGGAAAAGACAAGUUCUAGCAGUCGGAAAAUCCUACGCCCGGAGGAUGCCUUGUUGGUUGUAGCCGAACGCUAUCAAACCGACACGAAGCACCGAUCAGAAGAAAUGUUAUCACAUCAAAUGCUUUCCGGUAUACCGGAAGUGGAUCUCGGCAUUGAAGCUAAAAUCAGGAAUAUCGAAGCUACUGAAGAGGCCAAACGGCGACUGAUGCAGAAAUACCGUGAAGGCAGCCCUGGAGAUACCCGAUCUAGCAAAGUGCAGAAGGAAUCUACCGCAAUGAGUUAUGUCCAGCAUAUGCGAUAUAACUUGGACAAUUAUGUUGACCAAAGGGAAGCAAAGCCGGAUCAAGUGAAAGCUCCCAGUGGAAACAAACCUUUACCAGAACCUGUCAAGCAGCCUUCGUUACCUUCUGCAGAAGCGCUUACCGGGUCAGCUAAACCAUCUGAUGGUCAGUGUUUCGACAGAUUUAAGAAAAAUUUCAUGGAGAAGUUGGAGAAAGAUAAGAAAUCAAAGCGGGAUAAGUGAUUUUGUGGGACAAGGAAUGUGGGUUUUAACUUCCGCUAAAACUCACAGUGCAUCUGGGAUGAUUAUAACCUAUUGAGUACGGAUUCAGCUUGUGCUACACUGCUUGAUUUCUCUAGUACGCCUUUGCAGUAUUUGCUUUGUGGGUUUAAAACAAAACCAACAUUGUUGAAUUUUUAAGCAAAAUAUUUUAAUGGAUUAUCAAUGAAGUUACUUAAUUUCAUGUCACCCGUGUAAUUUUCGUACGCAGGCAGAGAUAUAAUCGAAAAUUCGAACAAAAUAAAAAAAACGACGGUAAUAACUAU